GUGGUAUCGCAAUCAAUACGCAAGUGUUCCGACAUUUUGGCAAGGUCUCGUAAGAAGUUCAUAUUUUGUAAGAAUUAAGAAAUGUGUUGUCGCUUCAUCGAAACGUAUUUAUGACGAAUGCAAACUUCCACACAAUGGAAGACUAAAACCAUGCGGAUGGCGUUAGCGAUCGCGUUGGUGUUUGUCGCGGGGUCCUUCGUUGUAGCGACCGCGACUAAGGGUAGCAAAUACCCUCAUUUCUUUAAACACCGGACGAAGCUGAGAGAGAUCCGCGGCUUCAAACCGGAAUACAUCUCCACGGCGAUCGGAUUCGGGAAGAGAGACGGUCCCGCGGAAACUCCAUCAGAUGUUAAUGAACGCGAGAGAGACUUGUUGUCUAUUCUGAGGAGCCUCCCGCGUAUCGCGUCUGCGGAUGGGAUACUCCGGCUGAUGCAGACGAAUCCUGCACUGGCUGGCAAAUUGAUGCAGCUAUCAAUGCAAAACGAUCAGAGCGACCAAGGACAGUCGAUGACGGAACCCUCGAGGCCUGGGAGAACAUUCGAGCUAUUUUAAUUCUUGCGAUCGAACCGCAAACGACGAGUUUCAGAGGAGCGUCCAUCUUUAGGUUCUUAGACGAAACGUUCGAUAUAUAUCCUUAAAACACAUAAUACAUUCUUAUAUUUCGCAUUUUAUCGUGUAGACAUCUUUCUACCCUCAUAAUUUCUACGCGACGAAGUAUACGAAGAAAUAGCUAGUAAUAGAGUUUUUUCCUUCUUUCA
Mycetomoellerius zeteki is the source of this 758-nucleotide messenger RNA. Its product is annotated as allatotropin. Bases 118 to 552 code for a protein of 144 amino acids. The record is from RefSeq and is a predicted model, not a curated record. The transcript is spliced from 4 exons. Lineage: Eukaryota; Metazoa; Arthropoda; Insecta; Hymenoptera; Formicidae.